This is a messenger RNA of Neltuma alba, 3812 nucleotides long. RefSeq lists its product as uncharacterized. Bases 15 to 3650 code for a protein of 1211 amino acids. NCBI's taxonomy places the organism in Eukaryota, Viridiplantae, Streptophyta, Magnoliopsida, Fabales, Fabaceae. The record is from RefSeq and is a predicted model, not a curated record. The transcript has 21 exons.
CGAAGACCCUUAAGAUGAUGUUCACGGAAGGUCUAGACGAAAGCGCAAUCAAAUGGAUCAAGCAGGGAACAGAAGCAGGAACAGAAGAGCCUCGAAUGCGAUCUCCUUUAACGGAGAAAUUUUCAAGCGAACGGUUCCCAAAGUCUCCACUUAAAUAUGGUGGUAAUGGUCUGAGUUCUCCUGUUCUGCCUCCAUUAAAGUUUCACUCUGGUUUGCUUACACCUCAUAGCCAUGCCUUCGCUACGUCAUCUGGCCUGAUCGAUGGCGAAAGUGAGGAAAGCAUCGAUUCAGUCUCAGACGAAGAAGACGAGAAUUUCUCUGACGGUGAAGUUUCUGUAUCAAAUACCUUGGAUUACUUAGAGAAGCCAAUUUCCCAGUGCUAUGAUGAGGAAGAAUUAUUUGGUUAUAAAGGGCUUAAACUUAAACCCAAACCAGAAGGACGCAAUGGGAUUCUGAAAAGUGGACUGUUAAAUGAGAAUCUCACGAUUGAAGUACCAGGAAGUGGCGUGAGAAGAUUUACAGACGGCGAAUUGGGCUAUAAAAGAUGUGCUCAAAAUCAAAAGAAUUCGACCCCAAUUGGAGGUAGCCAUCUUCUAAAGCAAGUCCACUUGAGGAAUGCCAACAAUAGCCAUAAUGACCUUGCGGAAUUGGGAACUCCCAGUGCCCCUCCAAUCAUCGAUGCUGAUGUUUCACAGAAGAGAGAUUCUGAAGGUUUGGUCAUCGAUGACCAUACCCCUAAUGGUUCUUGGUUAUCAAGAGAUUCAGUGGAUUGUGACGUAAGUUCUCACGGGUGGAAAACCAAGACUAUGAAUGAACAAUCCCAAAAUGGAUCUUGGCCGUCAAGAGAGUCAGUAGAUAACGAUGGAAGAAGUGUGAGCUCAAAUGAAUGGAAGACCAAGACUCUAGGAGCCUCUGAAAUCAGUGCAAGAUUAGACAAAGUUUUUGUAGAAGAUAAAGAAAAGCAAGCUACUCAUUUAUCGUACUACAAUACCAGUAAUUGCAAUAGCCAGUAUGCCUGGCAAACCCUUAUCACUUAUGAUGCAUGUAUACGUUUGUGUCUACAAGCAUGGGCGAAAGGCUGCCCUGAUGCACCUGAGUUUUUACGAGACGAGUGCCUGGCUCUUCGAAGUGCCUUUGGAUUGCAUGAGUUUUUGUUGCAACCUCAAGGUGUAAGAAGACCUGAAGCCAGCAAUCCAAGCAACUCAGAACAAAUAUGUCCUUUGAAAGUGAAGAAGGUUGUUGGUAAAAUAAGGGUGGAAGUGAGGAAACUUCGGGUUAUACCAAGACGCAAGCUCAGAAGCACAUUUUCACAACGAGGAGCAAAUUACAUGCAAGCAGGGGUGGGCUACGUUCGACAUGUUUCAUCACUUGUGAAAAAUGGCAUAAAUUCUAAGAAGUUGGUCCCAUUUUCAUUAGGAUCAGAAGAGCCACUAUUAUGCCUAAUUCAACUUAGGAGUUCCACAGAAGAAACUGAAUCAGAGGCAAGCACUGCUGUUUGCUUGCGCCCUGGAAGUGGAGAAUACCAUGAUUUUUUCCCAGAGAGCCAGGGGGAUGCAUUACUUGUAGAAAUUCAAGAUUCAAAAAAGGCGGUCCAUGGUCAUGCUAGAAUCCCAAUUUCAUCUCUUAGUGAUAAUCCUAGUGAGAGAAUUCGGUGGUGGCCAAUAUAUCAAGAUGAGCAUGAAUGCGUUGGGAAGAUCCAACUCUCCCUCGGCAGCACAAUGACAAAUGAUGAGAACAAUCAUAUAAAGAGUGGUCCUGUUGUAGAAACUUUGGCUUAUGAUCUAUUGCUUGAGGGUGCGAUGCGUGCCCAGCAAUUCCAUUCCGGAAACUUGAGGCUAAUUGGUCCUUGGAAGUGGUUGUUGGAUGCAUUUGCAGAGUACUAUGGGGUUUCUGACUCAUAUGCUAAGCUGAGAUAUCUGCUGCUAGUGAUGAAUGUGGCCACUCCAACAAAGGAUUGCCUAGAGCUUGUGAGGGAAUUACUUUUGCCGCUAUUAAAAGCCAAAACAGAGAAGAGUUUGACCAGACAAGAGAGAAAUAUGCUUUUAGACUGUGAAACUCAAGUUGAAAGCCUUCUUGGUAAUGUUUUUGAGAACUACAAAUCAUUAGAUGAAAGCUCACCAACAGGCUUGGCCGAUCAUGUAGGUCUAACAACAAAUUCAGCAGCACCAGCACUAGCUCCCGCUGUACGAGUCUACACACUUCUUCAUGAUAUUCUUUCUGUGGAUGCCCAGACUAUUCUUAGAAAGUAUCUGCAGACUGCAGCAAAGAAGAGGUGCAGGCAGUACAUGGCAGAGACUGAUGAAUUUGUGUCAAGCAAUACUGAAGGUUACCUAAUGGAUUCCAUCAGCAUCUCUACAGCUUACUUGAAGAUGAAAAACCUCUGUGUCUAUAUGAGCAAUGAAAUUCAGGCAGAUAUGAAGAUCCAUAGCCAGAAUAUAUUCCCAAGUUCAGUUGACCUCACAAACAUCACAGCAUCCGUUUACAGCACCGAGCUAUGUAACAGGCUUAGAAGUUUCCUAUCUUCUUGGCCGCCAUCUAGUCCGCAGCCACAUGUGAAUGAACUUCUAGUUGCAACUGCUGAUUUUGAACGGGAUCUUGAGUUAUGGAAUAUAAGUUCCCCACAGGGGGGUGUAGACUCCAGAAAUUUGUUCCAUAACUACAUUCUGGUCUGGAUUCAAGAUAUGCAACUCAGUUUACUUGAUCUUUGCAAAGCAGAAAAGGUACCAUGGUCUGGAGUAACCACAAACCAUUCCACUUCUCCAUUUGCUGAGGAAAUGUAUGAAAAAAUCAGAGACAACCUCAUUCUAUAUGAGGUGGUAAUUAAUAGAUGGCCUCAGUAUUCACUUUAUUUGGAAAGUGCUGUCGCAAAUGUUGAAAGAGCAAUCUUGAAAGCCCUCGAGAAGCAGUACAAUGAUAUUUUAACACCUUUGAAAGAUAGCAUACCCAAGAGACUUAACUUGCAAGUUCAAAAGCUAGCAAGAAGACAAUCAAUGCCUGUUUAUGCGGUUCCAAAUCAAUUGGGGAUUUUUUUAAACACCAUCAAGAGGAUUCUUGAUGUCCUACAUUGCAAAGUAGAAGACAUUUUAAAGUCUUGGGCAUCCUAUCUGCCAGCUAUGGGAGAUAAGAAAUCACUCUUCGGGGAGCAAAUAAAUGGAGUCACCGUUCUACUGAGAACCAAAUACAAGACUUAUUUGCAGGCAGUAAUAGGGAAUCUUGUUAACAAUAUGCAAGCUAACCGAAGCACAAGACUGAAAAGAAUUUUGGAGGAAACAACAGAACAAGAUGGGGAGGCCGAAAUCCGUGAGAGAAUGCAAUCGCUGAAUGCGCAACUCAUUGAUUCAAUCUCCAACCUGCAUGAGGUCUUUAGCAGUCAGAUUUUCAUUGCAACAUGCCGUGGAUUAUGGGAUAGAAUGGGACAGAUUGUUUUGAAAUUUUUAGAAGGAAGGAAAGAGAACAGGAUAUGGUACAAUGGAUCUUACUAUGCUCUUGGGAUAUUGGAUGACACCUUUGCUUCCCAAAUGCAACGCUUGAGAGGAAAUGCACUGCAAGAGAAGGAUCUCGAAACUCCUCGUUCAGUGAUAGAAGCUCGAUCCAUUCUUUCCAAAGAUACCACAAAUGCGUCUGAUCCAUCCACUUUCUUCUAUGUCUAGCAAUUCCUUUCAUAUUUCCUUUGUACAUCUGCUUCAUAGUAUUCUUUUCUUUCUUAUUCUCAGAAAUCAAACAUAUUCUUUCUGCAUAUAAGUGUAACAAAUAAAUAAUAAUUUUGUUCAUAUAGAAGGUCGCGAAAAAUUAGCUUCUUAAGUUGGAAGCCA